This is a messenger RNA of Porites lobata, 21950 nucleotides long. NCBI's taxonomy places the organism in Eukaryota, Metazoa, Cnidaria, Anthozoa, Scleractinia, Poritidae. The record is from the annotation of a GenBank genome assembly.
UGUGUAUCGACCAAUCACAUGCGCGGAUUUUUUGAUCCGUAAUUAUGCAUUCUUGCAAUCGUUUACGGUGGCUGUGGAUAUACGUCCUGUGAUAGACUUGUUCUUUAAGUCAAAUUGUCUCGCCAGGUUGAAAAAGGUUAUUUGUCAUUCGAAUCGAAUUGAGUUAUCCCGUUUAAGAGUCGAAGAGUUCUCCGAUGGUAUAGGGUGGCGAAAAACUGCUAACAAACAUGGAGGGCAUACGAACGAAGCAAGAAGAACGCGAGUAUUUGCGAAGACUGAUUACUGAAUGGAACGCUAGCCGUUUGGAUAUCUUCGAGAUUAGCGAGCCCAAUGAAGUAAGUUUGUUGUUAUGAUGCUCACUGGCUUGAAAACAGUGCAGUUUAGUGAAUUUUGUAUAAUUUCCUUUCUCUCUUAAAGAUGUUAUUCUAGGGUUUGAUGUUUGUCUUUAAACUGUUAAAUUUGAGGUGUUUAUUUCACAGGAGUUAGAGUACCGCGGCGUGAUGCGGUUUUUCUUCCAAGAUGCUGGAGCAAAGAUGGCUACCAAGUGUAUCCGCGUAACUAGCUUGGAAACAGCGGAUGAUGUAACACGAACGCUAGUGGAGAAAUUUCGCCCGGAUAUGAAAAUGCUCACAAAUCCAAACUAUUCACUGUAUGAAGUUCACCCGAAUGGAGGUAAGCUUGGACAUCGAGAAGCCUUCCAAAUGAGCUCCUUUGCACUGGUUUAGAUAUCCUUAGUGACGUUGCUCGAUUUAUUACAGCUUUGAUAGACUUUUGAGAUAAAUAAAAUGCUAAUAAUUUAUUCAAUUUUUGUUUUACAAGAGCGCUUUUCGUUUUUUGAACAAUUGGUUUCGCGACCUUGCUACAAAUGGUCUUACUUUUCGGAUAUGUAAAAUCAUUCGCACUAUUUCAAAUUUGCUGGAACCUUGUUGCACCAUCUUGUAAGCCAGUCCUCUUGUGUGUUUCUGCAAUUGGCGAAGAAAACUUCGAACACAGCUUGGUGGCAUUGAACAAUUAACGCCCAGUUAAACGCUGUGUGUAAUUUUAAUACGGACCCGUUCUCGUGAUACGAGGAAGGUUAAGUUGUAGAUUUCGUCUGUUUCGUCAGUGUCCUGUUUAUGCGGCAAUUGGCUAAAAAAUAAUUAUCGCCACUCCACAUUCAUAAGUGCACAUUUUUCGUCGUUUUAAAUUCAACUCGUUAAAGAUCUCUGAUCAACUACAGUGUUAAAAUUCUCAGUCACUUUAUUUCUCGUCUCAUAUUUCCGUUGAGAAAUUUCUGGCAUUCUUCACGAAGUCGAUCAUGUGUUCGAAAACUUUUCACGCUAUUCCAGAAUUAAUCACUGAGAUUUUUGGCGGUUAUUUUAGAUGCUAUUAGUUUGAGAGAUAGCUUUUCUAUACUUACAGUGUUGUACGUGUUAUUUGUAAGAAGUCAGUGGCGAUAUUUUUUGUUCAACGCGAUCCGGUAUUCGCCCAGUAUCAUCGAUAGUGGCUAUCUUAGAAUUUGAAACAAAAAUAGUGAUAAUAAAUAUUUAGUUUUUGUUAUUUGGCGUACUCCUUCUUUUACUUAACUUCGGAGGGAUCAAAGAAUUUUCAGGACACUCAAAAACAUAUGCCAGUAGUUUCCUUGUUGAUCUAAAUGACCAUGGCAAAAAAAUAUGUACAGUAAACAAGUGGGACUUACAAGUUUGCUGGUGACAAUCAUGUACACUCGAUAAUGCAGACAGUUUGUCUGAUGGCACAAAACACACUUGUUUUGUAGUCGUCUUAUUGGAUUAUCCAUAUUAUACUGUAUCACUUUCUGAACUGCCAUAAAUUUUAAAAUUUGAUAUUGAGGCUUAACCUUUUUAGCCACAAACAUAAGAAUUUUACUUCAAGGGUCAAUUUUUUGCUAAUUUGACAAAUGUUCUUAAUUUGGAGCCCUACACCUGUAUGUAACAAUUUAAUUGAAAUUCUCAUCUGUGGUCUUAAAUUGAUUACUUACAAUAUUUGGGUGCCACUUGUCAUUAUGUUAAACACUGUUUUUGGAUUUGUUGGUUUAAUAAUAAACUGUCCACCUUCCUUUCAUGAUGAAUUUUAUUGCAAGUUACAACAAGAUUGUCUUAUGAUGAGUAGAGUUAAUUACUUUUUUUGUUCAGCUUGAUCUUUAGCCCUAUGGUUUGCUCAGGCCAUGAAACCUCUGUGUUUAUAGACUAUUUCUGUCAAAAGAGCUAAUAAUAUUCCAAAUUUAUUUGCAGAUUCCAGAAAACUUCAUGAUGAUGACAGGCCUUUGGCCGUUCAGCUGUUAUGGCAGGAGGAUGACAGAGAGGGUCGAUUUUUGUUGAAAAGUGAUUCAGAAGCCCUGGUUGCUACAAAUGUUUUUAAGAAUGAUGAAAAUGAUCCUGGUCAAAGCUUUAAAAGGAAAUUGUCAAAGAGAGAGAAAAAAGAAAUGAAGAAAAAGAGAGUGGAGGAAGCCAAAAAAGCUAAAUUACUGGGUCCUUCGUCCCCAACUAAAUCAUCUGACGACUCUGCAAUUGCUCAAACACUUUACAAUGAACUUCCUGAAAGUGGCUUCACUCGGAGUAUUUCUAACCCAGAAAUUGUCAUGAAAAUGCGCCGUGAAAGAAAACUGCAACGUAGGCUUCAAGAAUUCCAGAACAGUGAAGGAGGUGCUGAUAGUGGUGGAACACUUAAAAUUUUUGCCGAAACUCUUAAACCCGAGAUUCCAUACAAAACUCUUCUUGUUUCAAUGCGUGAUCCCACUACUCACGUUGUGAAAGAGGCUUUGGAGAAAUACCAAUUGGAGAAAGAAAAUCCUGAAGAAUAUUGCCUGGUUAUGGUAAAUAUCCCACCUGGGGGUCCUAAUGGCACUAACACACUAGGCAAAGAAAGGCUUGUUCAUGACGAAGAUCAGCCACUUGCUAUUGCUGCUACAUGGCCCAAGAACCAGGGUCAUGUUGUUUUCCAUUUGCGUCGCAGGGCAAACUUGCCCCAAUAUAGAAAACAAAAGAGAAGGUCAAAAUCUCCAUCUAGGGUACCCUUGGAUACCACGUCACCAGAAAAAACAAUCGGUGAAAGACUUGCAAACUCGGGAUACCCGGAGCAUCUACUGCCUUAUUUGAGAGAGGUGACUUCUGAUGGUCGUGAGGUGAACAGACCCAAUAUACACCGACUGCCAAUGGAGGUUACAGAGGUUGGCAGUGAGAAAUCCAUGUUGUCAGGAGGUAGUUGUCUAGAGAUUUAUGCACCUGAAGUGCUUCCGCGCCAUUGCGUGAUAACCAACAUGGACGGCAUUGUUUCUGUUACACCAGCUUCAGGUGACGCAGAAGUUUAUGUGGAUGGUAAGAGAAUUUAUGAGUCGACAAAGCUUGAUCAUGGUAGCAUGGUUAAGUUUGGCCGGCUUCACACUUUUAAGUUUGGAGACCCAGCCUUUGAGGAGACUCCUAAACCUAGAUCACCAGCUUCUGAUGGUGGAAGUCUCAGCAGUGGACAUAGUGACUCUGAUUUACAGAGAAGAAGAGAUCCCAGGUACAGUAUUCAGUUAGCAUAAAUCCUCUGCUCCCUGCGGGGCUUAUUUUUUUAAGCACUUUUGAGGGGGGGCUUAAUAGAUAGGAGGGACUUAUUUAAUUCAGCGAAAUGCAUCAAUGGUAGCAAGGUUUCUUGAAAAUACAUUUUUGGUUCCCGGGCGUUAUACUGCUUUUUCCGGGUGUUAGAACUGCAUAAAGUUUUUGAAGUUAACAAUAAGACCAAAAACAAAAAUAGCCUGAAUAAACCAUAAUGAUCUCCGUUAGUUGUUUGUGAAGAGUAAGGAUGGAGAGAACUAGAGCAUGAAGUUAACAUUUGCCUUAGACUAAAAGGGCUCAAAAGCGACUAACUGGUUGCACAUGAAGUUGGAGGUCAUGUCAGAAACCCAAAGCACCAAAGACCAAAAACAAUGUGAAUUGGUCUUUUUCCCAUGGCCUGAAUAAACCAUAACUCUUCUGUUUUGUAAUCAGACACAUGCAAAUAUACACGUGCGCAAUAGUUGUUUCAGAACGUCAAUCAAAACAAAAACAGUGCGGAUUAAGAGCCUUUUUUUCCAGGUAAGAAAGUUUUUUAAGUCGUAUUCCAGGAUGGAUCGUUGUCAUGGGAAUUGUUUUUCAAGGGUUUUCUUUAGUCACAACUGGGGGAGAAAUUAGUAUUAAAAAAAUAGUAUUACUGUGGCAAAUCGGCUGUGUUUUAUCAAUCACAGGACUGAAGUAUAAGUAACAAACUGAAGGUGACAAUUUGUUAAGGUUAACUUUUUUUUUUUGAAAUAGACUCCCAAAGCUGUGCUCCAAAAAUUUUCAUAAAAUUUACAUCUGUGCUCCCAAACUCAAAUUUAAACUUUGAGCCCUGCUAAAGCAUUCAUAAUGGCUGAUCUGUUUCUCAUAAAGAGUUCAAGGCCAAAAAUGCUAACUAAAACAUGAUGAAGACAAAACUCAGGUUUUAUAACUACAUAUAUGCCAACUCUCCCAGAUACAGCACAAUCUACCAGUCUUCUACUCAUUUUGCCAAAUGUCCCAGAUAAAAUCCCAACUUGCUUUUCUGCAUGUACUAAAGUUUGGAAUUUUGCAUAAAUUUCUCCAAAAUUGAAAAUGGUUUGAUUUUAAAAUACAGAUUGUGCGUGGUAACUGAUUUAUUUUAUAAGCUUUAAUGUUGGACACAGGUGACAAUAUAUAUGUUGUUUGGUUUCAUUGCUGUGAGCAUUAUUAUAAUGUUCAUUGUUGUUACUCAGGUCUGGACCAGGAGGAUUAAAUAGAGGAUAUGAACAGAAUAAGAUGGUCAGAAACAACAGUGAAUCAGGCAUGUUUGAGACGACAUUUGGUGUUGAUGGGGAAGUUGAGACUUACACAAAUGAGAAACCGGUGAGUGUAUAAUUGAAAAACAUUUCUUAAUAAAAUGCAGAAGGUCAUCAACUAUACUUCACUUGAGCUUGUUGAGCUAACAGAUGCAUACAAUGUCAUUGAGAAGAAUGCAACGGUAAUAAUUUUAACUUGGGUUUUACAGUGGAACCUGGUUUAUAUGGACAAAGAGGGGACAUACAGUACCAUAGUGUCAGUAUUAACCGGGCUCUGAGAAAAAAUGGCACAGACACGUGUUUUAUCAACAUGAAGACGAAAGUAGACAAUUUCACAAGAAAACUUUGUUUAAUUUUCUUUGAUGUAACUGCAGCAAGUCCCAUCCUAAAUAAACCCUAUGAUCUUUUAAUACUAGUAUCGCGCUAAACUGUCAAGUCAGUGUUCUUAGCUCAUUUAACUUAAAAAUAAGACAAAGGAAUCCAUAACUUAACUUUGUACCGAUGGCUUAAGUUUGUGACUCUAUCAGUUGGACUAAAUAUUAGACAGAACCUUUGAAAUUCAUCAUUUGCUGUUUUUAUUUAGCCUUUCACUGCAGGUAAGAUAUUCAUUUGUAGACAGUGCGCAGAUGAAUAGUGUCCUUAAAGCAGGGUUGAUGAUGUAUGUUAGUUUGUGACUCGGGAUACAGAAGAGUGUCCGUUGUUCAUUAUAUCAACUGGUGCCCGUAUUAAGUGCAAAUUUUAGAAAAAAAGAUGUGAGCUUUUUAUAGCUAGGGACAAGUGAAACUGUGUCUUAAUUAUACGGGUGUUUGUAUUCAGCAGGUGUCCAUACAGCGGGGUUCCACUGUACUUCUUUAAAUUAAUUUAAUGCAAACAUGUAGAUCUGCUCCUUAGAUGUUGGUUUUCAUUUCUUAGGGUAUUUUCUAAUCUCAGUUUGUCCUUGAUCUGUAGCCAUAUGAGCGCCAGACACCUCCUGACUCCCCAGAUGAUGGCAUGGGUGACAGGCUUCCAGCUAGGUUGGAGUUCCGAGAAUCAGGAGAAGAUGCCUUCUUCGCUGCUGUCAUUAGUGAGGUCAAUGGCGACAGAGUUCAUUUUAAGCUUGCACCAACAUAUACCCUGUAUAUGUGCUGCCGUUAUCGUACAUCACCUGCCUAUCGGGAAGAGUUAACGAGUUACCAGCGCAAUGACCGACUCGGUCUUACUGUUCAGAAGAUUGCCAACAUGGUGCGCUCCACAGUUGAGGUAAACUUUUUCGAGUUAUUAAUUUUUCGAGAUCAUUUCCCGAUUCUUUUUUACUGAUCCUCUCCAUGGGAACAUGAAAGAAAGGCAAGUAGGACAGCUACAUUGUAAAAAUUGUCUGAUAAUAUUUCAUUUAAAUUCUACUGCAAAAUGAAACAAAACAUCUUACCUUUCAUACUUUAAGGACUGCUACAGAGAUGGCAUUCAUGACAGGCUCUUUCAUGAACUUUCUGGUUUUCGGGCUUCAAUUCAUUUUGAGCUGACCCUGCCAUGGGUAAUACCUACAUGUAUGGAUUUUCGCCAUAAUUUCAGUGUAAAAUAGAGUUACGCUUCCUUUAUCUUACCUGCAGGAAAAUAGUCAGCUUCCUGGAAGCCUGGCAUUUUGGUUGGCAAACUCGUCAGAACUUCUACAUUUCUUGAAGCAAGAUAUUGAUGUAUCACCAUGCCUAAAAGACAGCCAUCAGAUACUAGCUCAGUCAGUUCAAAAGGCAUUCAGGCACCUUGUUCAGUGUGUGGAACAAGAAUUGCGAACGCUGAUGUCAGCAUUCCUGGACGUCACAGAUGAUGCUGAUAUGGAAGACAGUGAUGGGGAGUCCAUGAUGGAUUUAGAGUCUCCUGAUAGCAUGAUGGCAGGUGAACGGAGUUUCAGAUAUGGACCAUCUGGAAGGCCCCUUGGUGGGGAUAGCUGGCUUGGUAAGCUAAUAUUGUAAUUCACUUAUUCAUUCAGGUGGCCUUAGCUGAGCUUUUUGCCUGGCCACCCGGUCCACUCUGUUGUUCAUACAGACUGUGAGUUUGCCGGUGGAUGCCGCCUCAGCAUCCCUGUAAUAGAAUGAAUAAACAAAUAACCUGUAUUUUACUGGUGGCAGUGUUUUAUGGUGGUUAUUAGCAUUUGGGGAGUGCAGUAGUAAUCAAAACAAAUUAUUAAUUUAAAUGAAACAUGACAAAAUUUGAUCCGUUUUGUUACAGCUCUGAUCACCAUUAACACCUUGCACCUAGCCAAACAAUGUAAAUUUUCUCCCAGUAUCCAUACCAAAUCAAGUUAAAAAGGUUAUGACAAUUGACAAAUGAUCACAAAUUCUCUCAACUAAUUGUUAUGGAAAAGUAUGGAGAUCAGUCUGGAGACUUUGUUUGUGGAUAGUGUGGCUUAAAGAGUUUAUAGGAAUGGCCAGGGAAGUUGAAGUUGAGUCUACUGGUAUACAUGUACCAUGCAAUAACUCCAGGGUAGGUACAUGUAGUGGUCAGUGCAGGGUUUCAAGCCCAGGACAUGUUGACCAUAAAAUUAAUGUAGUUGCAAGUUAGUUGAGGAGAAUUUGAAAUAAAAUAAACUGAAGCAGGAAUCUUUAUAAUAAUUCUGUUCCAGGUAAAAUUUCAUCUUUGAAGAUUCUUGUGUCAGAAACUUUAUCUUCACAGAUAAUACUGUAUAUUUCAGGUGGACGAAGACGCCAUGGCAGGCCAACAUUGUCAGACAUCCUGUUUACCCUUUCUUCAGCAAUGUCCUUGUUACGUCGCUGCAGAGUGAAUGCUGCUCUGACCAUUCAAGUGUUCUCUCAGCUAUUCCAUUACAUUAACAUGUGGAUAUUUAACAAGCUGGUACUGCAACCACAGCUGGGUCUCUGCACCAGGGACUGGGGACACAGGUUGAGAAGGAGACUGGGACGGGUGGAGUCCUGGGCACAGAAACAGGGCCUGGAGCUGGCAGCUGACUCUCACUUAUGUCGAGUAGUACAGGUGAGGAUUUGGAAUCUAUCAUUCCUAUGCUGCACUGCAUAUGACAUUUAGUAAUUGCUCCAGUGAGUUUUAGUGAUUUCCAAGCCUGAGAGGUCAGUUAAGCAAAAAGGAAUUCCUGUGAUGAUAAAGCUGGGCCAGCGUUUGAAAAAAAAAACCUUGAAUUCCAGCUUGUCCUUUGGACAAGCAGCUCUUACAUUGUGCUUGCCUGGGGCAACUUCUCGCUCAUCUUAGUUAUGAUUUAGUUUGAAGAUGACUUGCCUGGACCCUUGCCCAUUUGGCAAGCGAGCUUGAAAAAUUACUUGCCCAGCAAGAAAUCUGCUUGUCCUGGAUCACUACCAGUUGGGACUUUUUCCUUGCUCUGUGGGCGUGCGGAGAAAAACUAUGGAUGAGAAAUCAACUAUAAAUGGAAUGAAGCAUAAUUUGUUGAAUAAACCUAGGGACUUAACCUUACAGAGUUUGUAUAACUUAUUUCGGGGACAGAUCCAGGAUUUUUCUUAAGAGGGGAUGCACCACUAAGAAAUGGUGUAACCAACUGGUGAUGUAAACUAAUUUUAAAAGUAAAUACGAAGAAGGCUUUUGACUUGGCAAUAACAUGACGUGAACUGCUGAGAAUACAUACCAUACAUAUCUGCAUAUUUUGCAGAGUGCCAGUUGUCAACAGCCCCCUCAGGGGGGGGGGUGUGUACCCCCCACACCCUCCCCCUAGAUCCACCCCUGGAUUUGGAAUAUUUAGUGUACUGAGAUUAUCAGCAGAACUAUGGAGCAGGGAUAUGUCCGCACUUCCUUGAAUCUCCAGACUGUUUUCAUUACCGUAUUAAGAUACAUGUACUAGUAGAGCUAAACUACCCAAAAGUAAAGUUAAAAUGUCUUAUAAAUUUUUUAUAUUAGGCGGCCUAUUUGCUCCAGGCUCCCAAGAACUCUCAGAAUGAUCUCAACUCCAUAUCAUCAGCUUGUUACAAACUCAACUCAGUGCAACUUCGUGCACUUUUGGAAAAUUAUCGUCCUGCCCCAGAUGAGCUAGACAUUCCAAGGUAAAGUAAAACUUAUUAUUGAAUAAUAAACAGUUCAUGACUUCAUCACAGUUAGAUUAUGACUGCAAAUAAUUUGUUGUGUUUAAUAAACAAGGGUCACCCAAAUUACAAGUUUAUGAACUGCUUCAAGAACAUAACCUUAAAGGGUCUUAUCAUUCUCACUAUGGUUUUUACAUAGUCUUUUUAAUUUUUUAGCCAGAAAAUCCGUGAAUGUCCUAUCCCACUAUUUUAUUAUAAGAGUAUACAGAGAUUAAGUGUCAUGAAAAUUAUAAAGUUUAUUGCAUGAAAAAGUUGUGUUUUAAAUGAUGCGAGGAUGUCUUAAAGGUGCAUACUAAGUUUUUAGGAAUUCAUUUUUGGUAUUACUUGGCAUUAAUAAACAGAAAGAUUCUUUAUAUUUUGUUCCUUGCUCUUAACAUAAUUUAUUCAAGUGGGUGCAAGGGAGAAAUAAUUUAUUCAAGUGGGUGCAAGGGAGAAAUGAUAUCUAUUUCCUCUGUAACAUGAGAAUUACUGGAAGUGCGGAUUCCUCUUCUGAGGUGCUUUUUAAAUGUGAUAUACUCAAAUUUGGGUACACAGCUGGAAGUCCAGAACUUUAGGGAUUUGAGUUUGACGCAGGCUAUGUGCUAAUGUGAUAUGUCUCUUUAGGGAUUUGAUUGACAGUGUUGUGGCUAUUGCUGAAAACACAGCAGAUGAGCUCAUCCGCAACCAAGGGCAGGAAGUGAUACUUGAAGAGGACCCUCAACUUCAGCUCCCAUUCUUGCUUCCUGAGGAUAGGUACUCUUGUGAAGUGAUCCGUGGGGUACCCCCUGGUCUGAAGGAGUUUUUGAACCCUCUAGCAGGAAUAGGUCAGUUGUUAUUAUAUUUGAAAAUGAUUAUAAUUGUUUCAUUAACAAUGGCAUCGCAAAGUGGAGGUGGGUGUCCAGGGGCUUCCACUUUUUAUGGCUGGUAAACCCAUGCCUUCCAGCCAUGAGCCCUCAAACCAAUGGAACCAGGCACCUGUCACACUGAUAUAUCAGGGGAAAAUAAAAAGGGGGGGUGGUGAGGGGUGGGGGAGAAAGAACAAUCCAAAAGAUAAAUGAAGUGAUUAGCUGCCAAGAAAGCAUUGUACUAAGCACAUGGAGUUGAUGCAAGCAAGGGUAACUGCACUUGCGCCACCACACUGAGCGCCAACAAAAACAUGAGACAGUGCUUCCUGUUGUUAACUGCCUUAAAUUUCAUUAACUUCAUCAAAACACUGGCACCUGAUAUGCAAAAAAUAUUAAUUUUUACUGGCUGUAGCAAAUUUUCAACCAAUCAGAAGCACUUCGCAGAUCUGGGUGGUGACCACUAUGUAAUUUCUUUGCUCCUUUCUCAGACGUCAUCUCGUUGGGAAACCAAUGGUAGAGUCCCAAAAUGUCGGCUGUUUUCUCAGGUUAUUUUAAGUGUUGAAUGUGCAGUUCAGCAGAUAAGAUUGUCCCUUUUGAUUGUUUUGUUGUUCACUAAUAAGGUGUCUUGUCAUUUCAGGUCUUUGCAGACUGACUAUUCAGUCCUCUUCCUCUGGAUUAUGGACUGCAUAUCAUAUGAGCGACAACGAUGCUGGUGAGAUAUACAUAUUGAAGUAUUUUACUUUCUGUUUAGGUGCCAUGACCUACACGGCAACAAGUUUGUCAUCAAAUAAGAAGCAGGUUCAGCACUUAUCAGCAGCAACUUUGCAAUUACGUGUACAUGUUUUGGCUGAAUUUUAUUCUUGGUUUAAAUAUUUUAUUUCCUUUGUUUCAGACUCAUUAACAUACAUUACCAUACCCCAAAACAAAGGAAAAUAAAAUUUAAACCAAUGAUAAAAUUGAACCACGACAUAACACAAGAGAAUGCAUUACUGUAGAGGUUAUGUGCUUGUGGAAAAAGGAUAUUCUCUUUUGUAAUGUUUGAGCUUAGCAGUCUAGUUCAGGACAAUAAUAAUUUUUACACAACAGUACAGCAGGAAGAAGAGGAUGGCAAAACGUUUGUGUGUGACAAACGUGACAGGCUAUCACUGGCGUGUUUUGUCGUAAUGUACACUUAACAUUAAUGUUUUUUGGUCUUUGACAAACAUAUCUGCUUGAAGAAAGGGGAAGUUUUGCGGAAGGUUUUUUUUCAAACAUAAUUAUUGUCGUGCUUGUCACACAAGGCUUGCCGUCUUUUUUCCUCCCCUGUCCUGUUGCAUAAGUUCACUAAUAAUCAGCAAAGGUUGUAAGAGACUAAUUUAUAAUUUAGAACUGCGUAAUCAGUUCAUCGGUAUUAAUUAUUCCGCACUACCCCCCCCCCAAAUAUAGUAAAUGUUGAAGUGACACACUCGAUUACCAUUGAGUGACAAUAUUUUUCUUUUUUGUCAGUUGACGGCAUGGCCCAGAGGUUACCCCAGGUAAAUACUUGCAUUAAUGUUUUCUUCAUCUCUAGUGUGUUGAGAAUAGUGAUAUAAUUUGCACGUGGCUUUUUUUUGGAAUCCUUAAUUUUUAAUGUUGAGUUUGUCCUAACUUCUUCCCCAGACUCCUGAUAUCGUAGACGUCUCUUUCUACAAAGGGAAGGGAGGCAUGGGUCUUAGUAUUGUUGCAGCUAAGGUAAGAUAAAUAUUUCUCUAUUUCCAAGACCAACACCGCUUAAGAGAAAAUCAGGGAAAAAAGUAUAGGUGUAAUGAGAAUAAACGAGUAGCACGGAAAAUUUCAAGAACUGGUUUAUUGAUUUAAUGAGUUAUUAUAAUUAUGAAUUUAAAACAUGAUCCUAGACCAAGUUUUCGCUCAAAAGUAGAUGAACUUCCGGGUUGACUCUUGGCCGUUAAUUUUUGUCAGGGAGUUGAUCAGGACAAGCUUGGAAUCUACAUCAAACAGGUUGUGAAAGACGGACCCGCCGCGAAGGUUAGUUAGAGACUAAAUGAUUACAUUACCAUUAGGCGUAUUGCGCAUGUGUUGAACACAGCUGCACCACUUCCAUAACCACUUCCAUGCACGUGAACAAUCAGAUGAUACUUUACUCUGGCCAAUCACAGUAGAAGCAGGUAAUCCUAUGAACCAGUCAGAAGUCGAAAACAAUCAACUGGUGUGACGGAGAGAAAAGGCGAGCAAGGUGCUCUGUUUAUUUAGCUUUUCUUUUGAUUGGCUGAGAAAGUGACAUGAGAAUUUUUUAGCCACCUAUAUAGCGUCAGGAGACAGACACUAGAUUUUUUGGUCAUGUUACAAGACAUGGAAAGGUGUAAAAAGGGCUUUCAAAGUUUCCUCUAAAGCGAUGGAGAGGCUCAGGGAGACCAACAGAGAGUGGCGGUUUUAACGGCCGAGUUAACUUUCGCAAAGACAUCUGGGACUGUUACCGAAGACAGGGGAAAAAAUUGGCCAAUAGCUGACCAGCAUGUCACCAGUAACGACCCCAGAAGCAACUGCGGGAUACCUUUCGCUUGUAAAGUGGCGAAUGCAAAAGGCGAUGACGAUAGCACAAAACAGACAAUUGUAUUGCGCUUCUUUGAGAGAAGCAACUCUCUGAGGAGAGCGUGCUAUGAUGAUGAUAAAUUAUAGCAUCGCGUUGUAAAACCACAGGAAUUGUACAAUAACGUUUGACACUAAGACAACCGUUUUUAUUCUAAAGUCCAUGCAAUUCUUGUUAUUUCUUGUGUACUAGGAUGGACGCCUGCAAGCUGGUGAUCAGCUUUUAGCCGUGAAUGGUGAGAGUUUAGUAGGCGUCCCACAAGAGAGGUAAGUAGUUUUACGUCUUGGUACAUUCUCUGGGUUAUGAUCAGCAAAUUUUGGAUACACGAAAGAAGCUAUAUAGGUCAUUCUCCUAAGAGUCCUUGGGAAAAGAUGUUUCACCUUUAAGUACAAACUGACAGACUGGUCAGUGAGUAUUGAAGGGUGGGGGUUGGGGUUUGUGGGUAUUUAGACAGUACAGUGGAACCCCGUCUUACGACCACGUUGUUUAUGAGAUCACCUCGUUAUUACGACCAUAUUUUUUUCGACCCAAAUGUAAAAAUCACUGAGUAAUUUAAUUAUUAUGAAGAUUCCGUUAGUGCGACCACCUUGGUAUUACGACCAGGAUUUUAUGGCCCAACGUUGGUCGCAUUAACGAGGUUCCACUGUACCAGAAAGGAGGUGGGUCGUUAUUUUUUUAUCUCCCUAAAUGGGUGGGUUAUGCUAGUUUGAGCCUUAAUAUUUCAAACAAGUUUAAACAAUGCGAACACGUCCCCUUCUUAAAUUAAGUCAAUUUCCUUUUUCUUCGGUAUUGUGGUCUGAAAUGUUUAACAGACAUCCAUAAAUUAAGCUACCUAUGCACGCAUUCUUUUGCCACCUGGUGCAAUAAUCUUCUCUAUCGUUUGGGAGAAUCGUUGGGUGACAUACCAAAAGAACGUCAGGGUAUUAAAGAGGCUGCCCUUAUAACGGCGAUAGUCCAGAUUUUACAAAUUCUCACAACUUUUUCUAUUGGAAAUGUGAGCUAAGUAGUAAGGAGAAUUUAACGUUUGACAUGUGUGUUUCUUGUAGGGCCGCCGAGCUGAUGGUGAAAUCAGGAGCUACUGUAACUUUGCGGAUAGCCAAGCAAGGCGCCAUAUAUCAUGGCCUGGCUACCUUGCUCAGUCAGCCAUCACCCAUGGUUACCAGAGGUAUCUUAACAGCUUAGGUUCUGUUAACACACUUUAGCAGAGCCUAAUUUUACAUGCAAUUGUCCGAAUAAUCUCAAUCGCCCAAAGCCACAAAACACUGCAUGAACGAACAUUAGCAUCUAUUUCACCUUAUGUCUCGCAUUAAGUUUAUCUGGGAGCCCGCCAUAUUAACUCCCUUUGCAAACUGUUCUGAAGAUACGUUUAUGGGGAAACUUCCCACCUACCCCUCCCAUAAGCCAACAUUAACACUUACUUCUCACUUGGUGCAAAAUGUUGACUUAGGGGAGGGAUAGGUGGGUAAUAGUUAAGACUGAAGAUACAGAAGUCGGUUUGCAGAGGUUAGUCAUAACACCUUCACUAGUAUAUGAUGUCUAAUGCGUAUCUUUUGUUUCGAAUUAUCAGAGCCACAACAGAAACUUGUACCAUUGGAUAACGAAGAUCCUGUUCAAUUGUCGCCCACUAUCUCGGAACAAGAGAUGCAGCGUUCCCCUGGUAGAUGGCUGCAAAAUGGCCGUGAUCAGUCGUUUAACAGGUGGAAUGAGGAUGAAAGAGGUCGACGUUACCAGGAUCAGUGGCAGAUAGAUGAAGAAAGAAGAAGAAGAGGCCCAGAAGAUGACAGACGACGGAUUGAGGAGCAGAGACGGCAAGUAGAGGAAGAGAGGUUGGAAGAGGAGCGCAUUAGAGCGGAGAUGGACAGGCGAUAUCGAGAAGAGGAGGAGAGGAGGCUUGAAGAUGAGCGGAGACGGGCUGAAGAACAAAGGCGGGCUGAAGAGGACAAGAGGAGACUCGAGGAACAGCGAAGACGCCUCGAAGAACAACGACGGGUGGAGGAAGAACGACGACGUGCCGAAGAUGAAAGGAGACGCGCGGAAGAACAAAGGAAGAUAGACGAAGAACGACGGCGCGAAGAAGAGCGGAGAAUCGAGGAGCAACGUCUGCGGGAAGAACGACGCCUAGCAGAAGAGCAGCGGAAACUGGACGAAGAACGCCGACGAGAAGAAGAACGAAGAUUGAACGAGCAGCGUCGGUUUACCGAAGAAAGGCGUCGACAGGACGUGGAACGCGAACGAGCCGAGGAUGCGCUGAAAAUUAUAGGAGAACAGCAACGACGACAAAAACCAAACAUUCAAGUUAAACCCGUUGUGACCCGACCUUCGUACAAAGUCCGCUUCGAGGCUGAAGAUCGGCAGAGGUCACCGCUGACCGUGAAAGUCGAUGAACCAGAAGUUAUCGCUCAGAGAAAAGACAAGUAUUUUGCCGCUGCCUUGUCCCCUAGUUCAUCAUCUCCCAGGAGAGAGUCCCCGAGGGAGGUUUGUAUUAACCUUAAAAGCUAAUAAUAUUAGAGAUGUGAUGCGUUACAGUCGGAGAUUUAAACCGACGACGGGGGCAAAAACGUUUCUUUAAACGCGAAUUCACGCUGUUUCAAAAUUCAACUCUCUUAUUUUUUGUCGUUUAAUUUGUCAAAUGUUGGUAGAUUUUUCUUCGGUUUAAUUCUAAAGGACUGAAAAAAUAAACAAUUAGAAAAUCGUCUUGUGUUCACGCCCUCCAGAAAAAGUGAAAAUAGUUCAUUUUAGGGUUACAGGUGGAAACGAGGCUGGAGUUGACUUUGUUUUGAUGCAACCCUUCCUCCGUAUUAUGCAAAUCAUGUUGUUCUUUUGCAAACGAGUAUUUUUUAGUUUAAUUUUAAUAAGAAAGGAAAGGAGGUUGUGUCAAACAAGUUCAACUUGUCUCAUGUUCACUCAGAGGCUAAGUUACCAAGCCCAUAACUAUAAAAUGGUCUAUUAGGCACUUGAAUUCGUGGUGCGUGCAACGAGGGCAAAGAAAUGUAGAAAAGAAUUUGUUGGACAUGUGCAAAGUUCUUGUUUUGCUAAUAUAAACCUAUUGCUUUCUACUAGGUACCGUCGUCUUCGCCGUUAAGCUCACUUUAAACCUUUUUAGCGUAUUAGUUUCAUUUACCCAAUUCAGACCAAUUUAUAUUCUCAAUGAAAUUUGCCUUUUGUCUGUUCAUUACGUUCAUUACUGAUUAGUUAUGUACACAUAUGUAUGUAGACAGCGCGACGUUUGAAAGAAAGUGUUCUCUGGGGUAACAUCACACGCACGGCAAAGGGAAAACAAAACAUACAAGCUAAGGGAAAGUUCAUUUAAUAUGACAAGGGGGCGGGGGGGGGAUGAAGAUAUUGAAACUCGAAGCUUGAAAUUUUAGCAGCACCCCUCGCUAGCGGUUCAAUUUUUUAGGGGCCCCCUCCUUGGUAGUCGAAAAAAUUUCAGAGCCCCCCCUCCCACCUCCUCGUUCAAUUCCUUUGCUCCCCUGAAAAAAGAUCGCUAGACUGUAUUAAAUAUAUUUACCGUUAUUGUCUUCAAUGGUUUAUACUAUGACAAACUUGAGAUAGAGUUGUGAUACAAUUUUCUAAAGCGUUUCUGGGAUGAACAAGAGUGUAAUAAUUACUGAGACUACAUUUGUUAUAUCUGUAAACCACGUGAUAUAGCUGAGUUGCACAGGUCAUUAAAUUGUUGAGUUGAAAACUAUCCGAUCUGUAUGAUGAUGUCAUGUGUUGGUUUUGAAGUAUACAAAUUUUCGGAGCCCCCCCUCCUUGCGCAACAAUUUUUUCAGAGUCCCCCCUUCGGGUGUCUAAAAAUUUUCGGAGCCCCCCCUCAAUAUCUUCAUCCCCCCCCUUGUCAUAUUAAAUGAACUUUCCCGAAGAAGGUCUAUUAUCAGCACUACGAUUAAUAUUAAAGGGGCUGUGUCACGGCAGUCCAGUUCAUUUUGUUUAAUUUUGCCAAUUACUCGCCCUCAAUCGCUAUGGAACUUAAAGUAAGCAAAGAAAUUACAUGUAAGUGACAAAAUCAGAGAUCCGUGACAAACAAAUAUGUCUCCUGAGCAUUAUAUUUGAAGCUGCAAGCAGCAGGGAUCAACUUUGAAAAACUGUUGGGCUGAACAGUUUUCAAAAACCCUAAUUUCAAUCCGUUAAAAUCUUCUUCAGUUUUGCCCAUCCGUGACAUCUGUUGUUUCUGUUAUGUUAUUUUAACCUUCCCUUAAUAGUUUUAAGCAGUUAUUUUUAUGUUUCUCUUAAUUUAACCGGCAUUUUGUAAUUUCCUAAUUCGGCUGAAUUUCGUGACACAGCUCCUUUAAAUCAAUGAAUUUGGUUUUUCUCCGUAGGACAAAUCCCCGGAUGAACCUCCGUCCAGUCCUAUCCGCAUAGACAGCCGUGACUCACGCUCAGGCCGAUACAUCAUGAUUACUCAGUCCCAGGCUGGUGCUGGUGGUACUCAACCUCUGCGGCCUGGGGAAAACGAGCCAGAUCGAAGAGCACGUGAUGCAACUGAUAACUGGAAACCAAGCGAGAAAGAGGAAUUUGCUCGCUGGCAGCGGGAAGAAGCAAAAAUUGCCGAGGAGCGGUUACAAAGGGAAGAAAAUGUACGUCGCGAACAGGAAGAGCGGGCAUGGCGAUUCCAUUUAGAAAAACAGCGAAGAGAUCCGGAGGAGCGCGGAAAAACAGAUCGUGAAAGGCAAGAAUGGGAUCGCACACGUGCGGAGCGUGAGAGACAAGAACGUGAAGGUCCAGAAAGGGAUCGCCGAGACAGAGAGCGACAAGAACUUCUUCGCAUCGAGCGUGAACGCGCAGAACGUGAGCGAGAUGAACGCGAGCGAAUUGAAGAGGAGCGAAUUAUGAACCAGUUGCAAAAGGAGGAGUUGGACGAACAAAAGGAAAGAGAAGAUCAUUUAAAACAACUGGAAGAAGAACAGUUGAAACAGCGAAAUUUGGAGCAAGCUCGAUUGAGGGGACUAUCCAGAAACAAAGGAAGCAAAGAAUUUUUGGAUUCCAUCGAGGCACUGUCGGCUGAUGAAGUUGAACGCGAAUUUCAGAGGCGCGUUGAGGAGGAUAAGAAACGGAGGGAAUCGGCUGGUGUCAAAGAGGUUGGUAAAUUCUUAUGAAUGCGCGACAUUUAUUAAGCACAAAGUAAAUCUAAGUCCCCGACGGAUCCCGGGGGGGGGGGCACUUUCUUAAAAGGGGCUAAUGGGGAUGUGCCGCUGGAUGGGGUCGCAUUUUUACGACUGGUUUGACUAUAAUGGGGUUGCAUUUUCAGUAUAGUUACUAGAAUGGAGUCGCACAUCUUCAGAUUUUUUGGGUUAGGAAAGUUCUUCAUAUUUAUGGAUAUUUAUGCUUAGCAAAGGUACCAAAAUGUUUGCAUUGUAGGUGAAAAGUAAAGUGUUCUUCCUUCAAUUUAAAAAAAUGGCUCAGUUCAUUUUAGGAUGACCUAUUUAAAGGAUUAAUAAGGUUAAGAUACAUAAAUAGAAAGUGACUAACUUAGGAUCGCGAAAAUUACAUUUACCCAAAAGUGACUAAGAUGGGGCCUAUAAUUGGCCACAGAGCAGACUAUAAUGAAGAGGGCUUUGAGAGGCCAGGGGCACGUACCCAGCAAAAAUUAACCCAAGUAACCUUUUCUUGUCUCGUCACGCAACGUGACAAAUGAGGUAGGAUCACUGCGUGACAAGACAAAAAACCGCUGCCUUAGAGAUUACGACGGAUACUCCGUCAACUUAAUUUCUCUAACGAAUAGAAAUCAGCCUUUCCAAGUUGCCCCAGGAACGGUUUUAUCUCUUUCCUUUGGUGUUCCGAAUUGCUGGAAUCUGUUUUGAGGUAUCACAAAUGAAACCCAUCCCAAACUUCAAAAACACAGCAAUCAAGUCUACGUAUACUAGGUAGUGGUUGGUGUAUGCGUGAAAAAAUAAGAUCUUGCAUUACAGUUUUUCUGCAGAGCACUUUAUGUUAGAUGAGUGUGAUAAAAGAGAGACUUAAACUGAGUCACCUUGACGCCAAACGGUCAACUUGAAUUUGUACCACGCGACCAAGUUUUUCCUUCGCUUGUCGUUUCGUCUACUGGUCAUUACGUCUUUUAAAAAAUCAGUAGUUUCACGCCAUUUGCAUCCAUAAGAAUUGUUUUGAGCUGUUUUUUAUGUGCUGCUUUCCUAUUUUGAGAAUUUCUCAACUAGAAUCUGACAUUUACCGUUUUUCUUAAAGUGACUCUAAAUCUCCCCGUUAUUUAGAAAGUUCUUAUUAUAACUUUUCUUUUUGCCUUGCGUAACAAUUAAGAUUUUAAAUAAGUAAAUAAAAGGAAUUUAUAGACAGGAGCAAAAACAAGCGCAUCCUGAAUUUGAUGAAAUCUCUCCCACUCACUGCUGUGUGUUUGGGUUUGUUAACGCGCAAAUCCAUUUGCGUUUAGACUGAUGAAGUGUGUCUCUGUUACCAUAGGAGCGCACCGCGGGAGGUUUGGUGUCUGUAACACGUGUAAUGUACCACCCGCCUGACAAAGAGGAGAGAAUGGAACGAGGAAGGAAGAUUGAUCUGUUACUUGAUGAAACCAUGAAACGGGAGAGAGAACGAAAAGAGGCCGAGAGAAGACGGCAGCAAAAAGAUGACGAAGAGGAGCGACAGAGAAGGUGUGUAAAAUGAAAUGGAAAAUGUCGGGAAUGAGAGAAAAACAAAAGGGUCCACUUCAUCUUAUAUACGUACCUUGUCAAGGCUGGCAAUUUCAUUUUGUACUUAAAACCAAUCACACAUCCUUUUUCGCUACGAAAAUUGAGAAAUUUCUUGUGAAUGACAAAAUCGCAGUUUCAUGUCACAUUAGGGAGCUUAAGCAACCACGUUUUUGAGCGACGCACGUCAACCGGAAGUGGCCUUUUUUCAUUUUUUAACGAUGGUUUCGCGCAAAUUUUCAGUCAAAUCGCCUCUAUAACAGUAAAGAAGCUAAAUGAAUACAAAUUUUAUAUCAUCAAGGCAUGUUAAGAGGGAAAAUACCUCACUUCCGGUUGACGUGCGUCGCUCAAAAACGUCGCUGCUUAAGCACCCUAUUAACCCUUAAAGCCCUUAGAGUGAUCAGCAUCAAAUUUCUCCUUGUAAUAUCAAUGCUUUGUAAAACAGAGUGGUCAUGAGAAUUAAGGACAUGAUCACACAAGAUGAAUUUGCGUGAUAUUUUAUUAUCUUCUCCCCACUACUUCUUUAGGAAAUGGAUAGGGGCAACAAAUGAGAAUUCAAAUUUUGAUCUUCGGGUUUAAAGGGUUAAUAUGUCGCCCAGGCAUUAUUUCAAACGUUACAAAUAACAAAAAAUGAAUUUUUGCACAGCUUGGCCCCACAUAAUACCCAAGAAGAAACCUAGAUUUAAGAUAUACCCGGUAGCACGCUAGGAAUUAAAUGAUUUUAACGAUGUCACAACACAUUCAAGGUCACCGUUUUCGUACAAUCAGCAAGAUUGUCAUUUGAUCAAUUUGCACAAUGUGUAUCACUCAAUAAUGUCUCGCGUUUGUCAGAUCUGACUAUUGUCUGCUUGUUUGUCGCUUGUAACUGUCGCGUGCAACCAUGCUUACAAAACCUGCCGUGUUUUGAAAACUAAUUCCAAAUAAGACCCUGAAGGAAAGGUGGGAAGAAUUUGCCUUUUAACUUGUGACGUUGCUUCUCUUUUUCUUGUAGUGAGAGACAACAGCGUCGCAUUGAGCAGUUCGAGAUGGAGCGCGAGCAACAGAAAGAAUCUCAGCGGCGCAUCCAAGAGCAGCGAGAGAGGGAGCAAGAAGAUUGGCUUAGACAGCAGCGAGAAAAGAGAGAGCAACAGAGAAUGGAACAGGAGAAACUGCGUCUGGAGAAAAAGAUGCAAGAGGAAGAGGAACGUAACAAGAAACGGUUAGAGAUACAGCAGAAGCGCGAUCAAGAAGAGAGACUCCGGCGGGAGUCUCAGAAGCAGAAAGAAGAACAAGAACGUCUUCUUGCUGAGGAGCGACGAGAAACUGAGAGGCAGCGAGAUUUAGAGCGAAAGAGACAGCUUGAGGAACAGAAAAUAAUCCAGGAAAAGGAGGAGCAAUUGCGGAAACAGCAGUUUGAAGAUCAGCGGUAUCAAGAGGGAAGCACGCGGAAUCUUUCCACCGAGGAUCAUGUUAAUGAACUCAAGAAUCGCGCUACUGCUGAUUACGAAAGAAGACGGAAACUGAUCGACGAAGAGAUAAAUCGGCGGCGUUCAGAACCGGUGUCAGUUCUUAAGAAUUCUAAUUCUGUAAAACCCAAGAAGCAAGUGUCCUUUUCCAAUGUGGCGACUGAAAUAAGGGAGCCUGCUUCCCCCACGUACGUGGUGGGAACACCGUCCGGUUACACCGCCAGAGUCACACCUGCCCCCAGCGUUAGGUACGUGAACACAAGAGCUCCAAGCGAUGCUGGGCCAGAUUCUGUUAGGCCACCGCCUCCUGAUGAUGACGACGACGACCUUCCACCGCCUCCCCCACCGCCCCCGCCUCCGGAGGAGUUGUUGGACGACGAUAAUUUUCCUCCGCCUCCACCGGCCAAAUCAGCACAAAGUUUCGAGCGUUUCAAUGCCCUCAGCGGCGAUAGAUCGCGUAGCUUAGGCGGGUACACCUCCCAGAUGACGUUUGCACCACAGGGACCUAGGAACACACGGGACUACCCCGCACCGUACUCUAGUGCGGCAAUUCCGUAUCGUCAGCCUCCAAUUCCGUCAUCUGCUUAUCCCAGCUACGUCACGUUACCAAGGAAACCCCGUCCCGUGUCUUACCCAAAUGCUUGGGAGAUGGAUGAACAAGGCCCUCCCCCUGUAAGGUACGGCUCACAGGAUAACAUUUUGGACGGACCUCAGUCUCGCCCUCAGCCCCAGUAUGCUCCGAAGCCAGCGCGGUUGGAUAAUGACGACUUGAAUGGGUCAGAGAUCGCUCGCGGGCGCCUGGCUAGGAUGUCUUUGACGGACGAGGAGAAAUCCGAAAAUCAGUUUGUUUCUAAAAAACCUGAGAAUCUACACUUCAGGGACAAACUCAAAAUGUUUAACAAAGAAAGUCCGGAGGAGAAAAUCAGAACAUCGCGGUGGCAACAAGGACAGAUGGCACAGUUGAACGGAAAUAUAACAUCUCCUUGACAAUAGCUAAUGAUAUUCUUGACCCCCGCAGUGUUUUCCCCAUAUGAACUUCUCACACGGGCAGCAUUGCGUCUUGUAAUUAUGUAAACGUCAGGGAGAAAAUACCAGGGUUUCAGUUGACGCUUUUUGUACCACGAUUUCGAUCGAGCGCACUGCCAAAUACGUGGGGCUAAAGCUGAUGCCAAAUCAACACCCAUGGAAAAUAUUUACUGCUUUAACAAUAUGACGAGUCACAUCAGAUAGUGCCUCGCAGGAUUUGAUGUGAAUAUUAUAAUAGGAAACAUCUUAAUCUGUAAUCGGUUUUUUUUUGGUGCGCCUUGUUUUUAUUAUUGUACAAAAUGAAAUUUUGCUUUUUUCCUGAGAUGAAAUUUAGUAAACUCAAGGUAGUAAACAGACCGUAUACUGGAUCGCGUUUUCAAUAUAAAGGCAGAUAUAUCAAAUGAUUCACCGCUAAAAUACUCUCGCAGUAAGUUUCUUUUCUUCAGCAGAAAAUUUAUUUACGUUUUACGUGAAAAUUAUUUUAAGUGUGACAGCAAGAUGUCUAAAGGAACCUGCUUAACAAGCUGUCCGCCGCUUUUUCAUUUAUUAUAGUCAAAAUAGUUAUAAGAAAGCUGACCUUACCUUGCAGUUAUGAGAAGUAAUCGAAAUAUCUAGUUAGCCA